This is a messenger RNA of Triticum turgidum subsp. durum (durum wheat), 792 nucleotides long. NCBI's taxonomy places the organism in Eukaryota, Viridiplantae, Streptophyta, Magnoliopsida, Poales, Poaceae. The record is from the annotation of a GenBank genome assembly.
AUGGACGGCGCCGGCGCAGGAGGGGCGUACGUCGCGCGCACGGCGGAGGAGGUCUUCCGCGACCUCCGCGGCCGCCGCGCCGGCAUGAUCAAGGCCCUCACCGAAGAUGUGGACAAGUUCUUCAAGCUCUGCGACCCUGAAAAGGAGAACUUGUGCCUUUAUGGAUAUCCCAAUGAGACAUGGGAAGUGACCUUGCCAGCUGAGGAAGUGCCCCCGGAGAUCCCUGAACCAGCAUUAGGAAUCAACUUCGCUAGGGAUGGAAUGAAUGAGAAGGAUUGGUUGGCGCUAGUUGCAGUUCACAGUGAUUCCUGGUUGCUGUCCGUUGCAUUCUACUUUGGAGCCCGCUUUGGCUUCGACAAAGAAAAUAGGAGGCGACUGUUCAACAUGAUAAACAACUUGCCCACUAUAUACGAGGUAGUGACAGGAAUUGCCAAGAAGCAGUCAAAGGAAAAGACUCCCAACAGCAGUAGCAAGAGCAGCAAGCCCAGUAUGAAAGUGCUCUCGAGAGCCGAGCCCCGCGCAAAGGCCAAGGUGCCAGUCCCCAAGGACGAGGAGGAGAGCGGCGAGGACGAGGGCGAUGACGAGGAGGAGGAGCACGACAACACCCUGUGCGGGACCUGCGGCACCAAUGACGGCAAGGACGAGUUCUGGAUCUGCUGCGACAACUGCGAGAAGUGGUACCACGGCAAGUGCGUCAAGAUCACGCCCGCCCGGGCGGAGCACAUCAAGCACUACCGGUGCCCGGAGUGCACCAACGGCGGCUCCAACAGCAACAAGAGGGUCAAGACAUGA